UACUCGACCACUGGAACACGAUAUCAGAAAGUGGAGCGGCAUUAUACUUCGCAGUUUCAAAAUGCGGUGGUUUUCAGUGGUGAUUUUUUGUCUGGCGCUGACAGCAAUUAUAGCUGAUCCAGAUCCUAAGAAAUUUAAAAAUGAGUCUAAUGAAAAGGAUAAAAAGGCUGAAGCCCUGACAAAUGACGAAAAAAUUUUUUUAAGAGAAGUUGAAGAAAAGUUUGGCGUGAAAUCAGAUGUUCCAGUACAAAGUGAAAAGAAAGAAUCCAAAACUAAAGUGGAUGAAAAGAACAAAGGCACUUCAUCGUCACAACAAAAACCACCGUUUCCAGCUGUCAUUGCAAUAGAAAUCGUAAAUGAUACGGAUUCAAAAUCAAAGGGCAAACGAACUAUCGAUGCUAAUCUUGGUUAUGGAUAUAGGACUAAUAAUGGCUAUACUUACACUUACUUCGGAAAAUCGAAUCAAGACAAGGGAAAAUUCAUGAUUUAUCCUUAUUCACAAGAAGAUAUACCCACGAAUCAAAAUUCACAUGACACUAAAUAUAGUUCCUACUCAAAAUCAAAAUACUCAUCUUCUUCUACAGAUGUUGAAAUCCAACCUUCACAGGCCUAUGAAUUGGUUCCUGUAAAUAACGAAGAAACAUCUUAUGAAUACAAAAAACCUGCCGUUGAGUUUAAGGAUAACUAUGAAAAUAUUUCAGAAACGCCUUCUGUGGGAUAUUCUGAAGGAAAAGCCGCUCAAACAUUAUACACAACUUACAAUGGUCAAGAAUUUUCAGGCUUAAGUGGACAAUUUCCCACGGUGAUGCCUAACUACUUUGUUAAUCCCACACAGCUUCUUAAUAAUCCUUAUUACCAGAACGCUGGUUUGACGCAAGAUCAUUUGCGUACUCAAAAUUCAUACUUAACUCAAAACAAAGGUAUCGUACCUGUAUUAGUAUUAAGGGUCCCCAGUUCUUACUUAAAAAAUCCAACAGCUGAACUGUAUCCUGAUUUACCAAACAAUUAUCCUCUAUCGCAACAUUUAAAUAGUGUAAAUCUCCAAGAAUUAGUUAAUCAAUAUUUCAAGAAAAAUGGAUUCUCAUCUGCACCACAGAUAAUGUCUUAUCAAAGCCAAUCCGUAUCUUCACCUGAAACAAGGCCACAACAUUACUCAAAUCCUUAUGUCAAACCUACAUAUACUCAAGCCGAUUACUCUGGUAUACAAUAUUCUGCAGUAAAACCAGUUAUGGCAAGAUAUCCUUUGACGUAUACACAACAAAAAUAUUUAGUCUCUCAGCCCCAAUCACUCUAUCAAAGUCCAGCCUCGCAGCAGCAUCAUCAACAACAACAACCACAACAGCAGUAUGAAUAUGAAUAUAGGUAUGUACCUCAAACAGAAGUUAAAAUGCGUUCUUAUUAUAUUCAACCACAGUACCAACAAAGCGCACAGUCAGGUGCUAUUUCUAAUGAAUAUCAGCAAUACGAUCAAUCAGUAACUCAACAAAAACCAAACUCAGAUGAUGCUUUAUCAAAUAUUGAAUAUAGAACUCCACAAUAUUCUAGCAGCCAUCAAACUGAAGAGGCUUCAGUGGAGUAUGAUACCCAAAAUGCUGCACAGGUUUCUGCUCAACCAGAUGUAUCCCAUUAUGUAUCUGCCAAUUCUGAAGCUAAUGGCUAUGACCUAACCAAACAAAAUGAUUAUACAAAACAAUCAGAAUCAUCCGGAUACAAUACUGCAUCUCUGCCUUCUUAUAGUUCUUCAUCCGAUUAUUAUUCAACACAAACCGGACAGAAAAGUUCCGUUUCCAUACUCCCAUCUAAACUGAUACAUACUGAACAGUACCAAGACAACACUGGGUCUAACGAACCACAACAAUAUGCUUACCAAAGUGAAAAAAUUGAAGAUUCUAAAACGUAUGUGCUUUCUGAAAACUAUCCAAGCAAAGAUCACACAAUUGCUACCGUACUACCUUAUUCCUACAACUCAAACACAAAACCGUCGCAAUCAAGUAUUCAGACAGUAAGCUACGUAACUCCUAUGCCUUCAGCCAAAUAUCAAUCUCAGUAUAAUGUAAUGGUACCACAGACAGUGUUGAAAAAUCCAAACAAUGAGAAGGUAUCUUAUGUUAACUCUCAAUCAUUGCAUUAUUUGCAAGCUGGACAAUACACUGAUUCUAAUUCUGGAAGUGAUUAUGCUGUAGGUAGUCAAUACGUACAACAAAUAGCCAACCAGCCAUCAUAUCCUAGGAAUUAUCACGCGCACCCAAAAAGAAUGGUAAAGGCACCAAUGAAAACUUUAUCUAAGCUGUCACCCAGGAAAACAAAUGAAAGAAGCGAAAAGAAAAAGUCAACGUAAUUUUGUUACCGUCUUAAUAAAUUAUAAUAAGUAUUAAUAAACCGUUAACGUUUUGUAAAUAUGCUAAAA
Nymphalis io (European peacock) is the source of this 2407-nucleotide messenger RNA. RefSeq names its product putative cyclin-dependent serine/threonine-protein kinase DDB_G0272797/DDB_G0274007. NCBI's taxonomy places the organism in Eukaryota, Metazoa, Arthropoda, Insecta, Lepidoptera, Nymphalidae. The record is from RefSeq and is a predicted model, not a curated record. Bases 62 to 2338 code for a protein of 758 amino acids. The transcript has 3 exons.